AUGCUGGUAGCUGAUAUUCAACUUUGCCACGAGUUAAAAGAAUCGGCAAAAUACCUCUUGCGCACUUUUAAGGCGAUUACUGGUGCUGAAGAGUACGACUUCAUCAUAGUAGGAGGAGGAACUGCUGGUUUGACGCUGGCCCACAGACUAUCGGAAGAACCAAGAUGGCGCACUCUAGUUCUGGAAGCCGGAGGUUUAGAGACUACCGUCACUGAAGUACCGGCUAUGCAACCUCAACUGCAAACAACAGCGUAUACUUGGGGAUACAAAACAUGCGCCCAGAAGCAUGCUUGUUUAGGUUCAGUUGGAAAUAUGUGUUCUGUGGUAAAAGGAAAAGCUGUAGGAGGAGAUACAGCGAUUAAUGACAUGUUAUAUACGAGAGGACAUCCACGAGACUACGAUCUUUGGGCAGAUACUGGGAUGAAGGGAUGGUGUUGGGACAAUGUUCUGCCAUAUUUCAAAAACAUGGAAGACGCUUGUGUAGAAGAUAUGGAUAGAAAGUUCCGUCACUACGGUGGUCCAAUUCAUCUGGAAAAUCUCUAUCCUAGUGAUCGAAUCUUAGCAGAACAUUUCCUGAAAGCUGGCUUAGAAAGCGGAUUGGAACGUAUCGACUACAACGGCAAAGAACACCUUGGUUUGGGAUUACCUCAGGUGAUUACCAAGCAUGGCAAACGCCACAGUGUUGCCAAGGCCUACCUCAAGCCUAUUAAAGAUAGAAAAAAUUUGGAGCUUUCCCCCUACAGUCAAGUUAUUGAGGUUCUCGUCAGUCCGAUUACCAAGGAGGCCCAUGGUGUUACUUAUGUACAUGAUGGGAAAGUUUUUAUAGCAAAGGCCACGAAGGAAGUUAUUUUAGCAGCGGGUGCUAUUAAUACUCCACAGCUUCUUAUGUUGUCUGGUAUUGGUCGAAAAUCAGAUCUAGAACACUUCGGAAUCCAUCCAGUUGCAGAUCUGGCGGUGGGAAAGAGUCUCAAGGAUCAGGUUUCCUUCGUUGGUCUUAAUUUUGUCUAUGAUCCACUACACGAAAAGCACGCCAUACAACACGGUAUUCUAACAGUUCAAACCGACCUAACGUCGCAGUCUGUUGGAGAGGGUCAGUCUAGCACAAAUGAAGGUCGUCAUCAAAUUAAAGAAGACCAUCAUCACGUGAAAGAAGAGCAUCAUCAUGAGAAAGAAGAGCAUCAUCAUAAUAAAGAAGAGCAUCAUUAUGAUAAAGAAGACAAUCAUCACGUUAAAGAAGAUAAUCAUCAUGAUAAAGGAGAUCAUUAUCACAAAGAAGAUUACCAUAAAGUUAAAGAAGAUACUCACCAUCACUCAGACAGUUAUCACCACGUUAAGGACCCUGCUAUUGAACUAGUCAAUGUCUUGGAAAUAAAAGAAAAACGACCACCUAUCAGUCUCGACAUCAGAUAUGAGACCAAAGACCACACCUUUAUCCCACAGAUAGGUGUAAGCUACGAGCAAGAAUUACUACAAAGGAAAGAAGAAACUAUUAAACAAGAAUCAGAAAUGCAUUGGGUAAACGAUCACUCUGACGAAGAUAUCAUAAAGUAUUUGAGAUAUGGUAAGGGACCUCUCAGUACUACCGGUCUUCAGUUGAUCGGUUACGUCAAAACCGAAUUCUCCAGAGACAAGACUGACUACCCCGACGUUCAGCUGUUGAUUAAGAAAACUCAUCCCAAAGGAGGUUGUUACCACUUCAAGGGAGCAAACCUACGAAAAGACCUCAAAGACAUAUUCUGCAAACCUUACGAAGGCUUCAACGUUGAAAUAGUUCUCCUACAUCCAAAAUCGAAAGGUUUUAUAAAGCUAAAUGAUGUCGAUCCAUACCAUCAACCAUACAUAAACCCUAUGGCCCUCUCAGACGAAGAUGAGUAUGACGUGAGUACUCUGAUGGCCGGCAUACGAAAAGUUCUGAACAUGAUGAACGGACCAGCUAUGCAGAAACUGGGAGUUAAGUUGGUGAAGGAGAAGAUUCCCGAAUGUGAUCAAGCUAUCUUCAACGAUGAGUAUUGGAAAUGUGCCAUCAAAUAUAUGUCUGUGGUCCGAGGCCAAGUAACAGGUACAGCCAAAAUGGGUAUUGUUACCCAGAAAGACGCAGUAGUGGAUGAGGAUCUUAAAGUUUACGGAGUGAACAAGUUAAGAGUUGCUGAUGCUAGUGUUAUUCCAGUUAGUAUCACAGGUAACCUGAUGGCUCCGGAAAUUAUGAUAGCAGAAAAAGCUGCCGAAAUUGUCAAGAAGUGUUACAUGGUUUAG
Diabrotica balteata is the source of this 2253-nucleotide messenger RNA. Lineage: Eukaryota; Metazoa; Arthropoda; Insecta; Coleoptera; Chrysomelidae. The record is from the annotation of a GenBank genome assembly.